GCCAGUGCAUUCUGGGAUAUGUUAUGCACAAUAAUGGCGGUCAAUCAGCAGACUUGCAAUUCUCUUACACUAACGUCUCUACUUUUAGCAUUUCUUCUCCAAACGUGUCGGACUUUUGCCGAAGAAUUGAAUUGGGAUGAGAAUGGCUACGUGUUGUACUGCCCGUGCAUGGGUCGCUUUGGAAACCAGGCAGAUCACUUCCUGGGAUCUCUGGCCUUUGCCAAGAUGUUGAACCGAACCCUGGCAGUACCUCCCUGGAUAGUGUACCGCCACCACACACCCCCGUACACCAAUGUCCAUGUUCCCUACAGUGAGUUCUUCCAGCUGGAGGCCCUGUCGGCCUACCACCGUGUGCUCAGUCUGGAGGCCUUCAUGGAGAAGCUGGCCCCCAAACACUGGCCCUCCGGACAGAGAAAAGCCUACUGCUUUGAGACUGCUGCCCAGAGGAGUGCAGACAAGAAAUCCUGCCCCAUGAAGGAUGGGAACCCGUUUGGUCCAUUCUGGGACCACCUGGGUGUGGAGUUUGACCAGUCUGUGUUGUUCGGUGGUAUUUCCUUCAGUGCCCACCACCAUCUUCAGUGGAUUAAGAAGUUCCCCCCCUCGGAGCACCCGGUCCUGGCCCUGCCGGGGGCUCCUGCUCAGUUCCCGGUGACGGAGGAGCAUGUGAGCCUGCAGCGCUACGUGGUGUGGUCAGACAGCAUGGUGGGGGAGGGGGAGAAGCUCAUCGCUGCCCUGCUGACCCGGCCCUACGUCAGCCUUCACCUGAGGAUCGGCAGCGACUGGCAAAACGCCUGCAAGAUGCUGAAGAACGGUGAAGCAGGGCCUCACUUCAUGGCCUCUCCUCAGUGUGUGGGCUACAGCCGCAAGACAGCGCUGCCUCUCUCCAUGGACAUGUGUCUGCCCGACCUGACGGAGAUCCUCAGGGCCGUCAGGCUGUGGGUGAAGAACACCUCCGCCCGCUCCGUCUACAUCGCCACCGACUCAGAGUCCCACAGCAGGGACAUCCAAAAGCUCUUCAACGGCAAGGUGAAAGUGGUGAGUCUACAGCCCGACUCGGCCCAAAUGGACCUGUACAUCUUAGGCCGAGCCGAGCACUUCAUCGGCAACUGUGUCUCCUCUUUCUCCGCCUUCGUGAAGAGAGAGCGGGACGUCCACGGCCUCCCAUCAUCCUUUUUUGGCAUGGACAAGCCUGGAAAAUUAAAUCAAAAAGAAGAACUCUGAGAACAAAGGUUACAUGGUCAUCCUGGAGGACUGUAAUGAGGAGGUGAGGGAACAAGUGGAAGGCAAAGAAUAUUUAAAUGUGACAUGAGGGUUCAGGAAGGCUGGUCCUGUUUUAGAAUGGGUUUUAAUGUGAGAAGGAGGAAGGGCUUAUAAAGUAUGAUGCAGCAUGUCAGUACUGUCUGUGAAAAGUGCUAUGAUAUGGACACAGCUGCCACCAAGGAAAACUAUUUUUGUCUGUUACCUGCUUGAAAAUCCAAUAUUUGCACCCUCCCAAGAUUUUCCAUCCAUAAGCCUGUCAAAGCUAGUUUUCCUUACGAUCAGGAAAAGCAACAGAUCCUCUAGCAUUUCCUUUAGCUUCUGCCAUAGUCUGUGCUGCCACCAUGCUUUGCAAUCCAGACAUGUUCGCAGGACCUCUGGUGACCUCAGUGAACCCUGAAAAAGACGGCAGUGCCAGUGAUCAUGUUCCCUCCCUCUCUUUUUCCCUCUUCUCUUUCCACCCCUCCAUGUCUUUUCCUGCUUGCUCUUUCCUUUCCUCUCUGCCCUCCAUUCCAAGGAAGGAAAAAGGAGACCGUUAACUGAACAGUAUUGAUAUUCAUUGAAUGUGAAUAAAUGUAUUAGGAUGACAAAAAAGUAGAUUUGCAGAGGUUAAAUUGAUUAAAUGCGGUUGUGGAAUGUGUGUCAAGCUAAUUGUGUUCCUCUGUGAAUGCAAUGAUUUUUAAGUCGAAUGUUUUGUAUAAUGUUUUCCAACAUUAAAGUGAUGCACACUAUUUUGUUUUAAGUACAAA
Gymnodraco acuticeps is the source of this 2006-nucleotide messenger RNA. It is a transcript of the gene pofut1, whose product is annotated as protein O-fucosyltransferase 1. Gene Ontology annotation, molecular function: peptide-O-fucosyltransferase activity. Gene Ontology annotation, biological process: regulation of Notch signaling pathway; Notch signaling pathway; protein O-linked glycosylation via fucose. Gene Ontology annotation, cellular component: endoplasmic reticulum. The transcript is spliced from 7 exons. The record is from RefSeq and is a predicted model, not a curated record. NCBI's taxonomy places the organism in Eukaryota, Metazoa, Chordata, Actinopteri, Perciformes, Bathydraconidae. Bases 19 to 1221 code for a protein of 400 amino acids.